Messenger RNA from Aspergillus ibericus CBS 121593, 913 nucleotides. RefSeq lists its product as uncharacterized. NCBI's taxonomy places the organism in Eukaryota, Fungi, Ascomycota, Eurotiomycetes, Eurotiales, Aspergillaceae. The transcript has a single exon. The record is from RefSeq and is a predicted model, not a curated record. Bases 344 to 805 code for a protein of 153 amino acids.
GCGGCCCGGGGGCUCCCCCGGCCGGGGGGGAAGGGGAAGGGCCACUAAGAAUAGCAGUUUCUCCUAUGUAGAUCCUUACUGAAUAGACUGGAUUAAUGUCACCAGGUGUCUCGACCUUCCUGGACAAAGGUCCUGAGGCCGGGGUAGUCUGGGUGCACCCACUAUUUGUCAUUCUUGGGUCUUAUCCCUUGCGGGAUAAGGGACCCCGGCAUUCAAAUACCCAACCACAACCAUCAUCGAUACACAGCGAGUCAUAAGCGUCUAGACGGUCCCGGUGGCUGCCAUUCCCACGGAAAGAAGCAACGGACGGCCAAAUAAGCAAUCAUAUCACGACCAAUCAAGCAUGCCGUGGAAGCUUAAGGCUGCCAAUCAUCCACCCGCAGGCAUACGACACCGCCAUUUGCACGGGAAAACUCCGGGAUUGGAACUCGGGGAAAAUGCGGGACUGCGAUCUAGCAUCAGUGUUGGGAUAAGAUUUUCUGCUUUAUUUGUUACCAAACAUUGUCCGGUGUACAACGCACACCAUUGUCAGACCGCUAGGCAAAUCCCUGUCGUGAGCGCAACUGACAGCCGAGCCCACAACCGAUGUACUGAUUACGGUAACUGCCACAAUCUGCAGCUGCUGAAAGCACUAUCCCCUGGGUAUUUGACAGGCAGCGGUUGCGUGUCGGGGACACCUGGACGUGGGGAACCCCCAGCUGCACUGCGUGGGGGUGCGCAUGGGGUCUGGGGGAAUGCGGAGGUCGGACUUGGGCCGAUUCGAUGGCAGCAGGGAUCCUGGGUCUCCCCGGAUGAGGUCUACUGAGGGAUGCGGUCGAGUGUCUCGGUCAUUGGCCGCCGGGAUGAUCGUCGGGGGAGAAACUGGGCAAUCUAUCCGAUGGCGGUCGGGCUGGACUGUGAUCAUGACGAAACA